AUGACAUCAGUGAACGAGGGUUUUCUCUCCCCCAAGCCGUCGCCCCCUGGCGAGAUCCCGGUUGUGGGUGCUUCCCCGGCCGUCAGGUCAGAGCCAACGCAGCCAAUCCGACACCAGCCGCUCUCUCUGUCACAUGCACGCGUCAUCCCUCUUCCUAUUAAUGGUGAGAAUCGUAGCUUAUCAGAGAUUGAAUCGAACGCAACAUCGAUUCCCACCCUUCUUGUGGACGAUCUUCUGUCCCAAACUCAAAGCCCACAAGACCAAGUUUUCAUCAGGGGGAAUGGAUUUCUUGGCGCUUACAACCUCACAUUUUUCUCAGAUGCCCGGCUUGCUUCGCUGUCCAGCCGCUUAGGGAAUGACAGUGUCAACGAAGUCGUCGGGAGAAUAUCUAAUGUUGUUCGCAGCAGGCUCUCAAAGCGGCCAGAAUCGGGCCAGAAUGCGAUCCAGUCGGCAGUGAGCCGCAAUCAUUCUGUCGAGCUAUUUACAGACAGAGUUGCUGCCAAGAAAUACAUUCAGCUGUAUUUCGAGCGCGUCCAUCCUCUCCUACCCUUCCUUGAGCGGGCCAGCUUCGAGAGCAUAGCGCUCAGCAACAAUUUGGAUGAAUUGCUUACCAACAGCAAGCCGUGGGUUUGCCUUUACCAUGCAGUAUUAGCUUUGGGUAGCCAAUAUGACGGAGAGGGUAGUUUCGAGCCUUGUACAGGGAAAUCAUGGAAGAUUUUUGCAGUUAGCCUGGCAUACUUCCCUGAACUACUCCUACACAACGAUUCACUCCCUACGUUAGAGGCCAUGACUGCUAUGUCGGCGUUUUCCCUCAGUGUGUCAUGUCUCGCGAUCGAACACGUCAUCAUGUCCGAGGCUGCUAGGCGAGCGCAAAAUUUGGCUGGUGCAAAUUUCACAGGUCGUUCGGCCCAAAGAUAUUCUCGGUGCUUCUGGGUGCUCUAUGCGAUCGAAAAAAUGUCAAGCUUCCAGAUCGGCAGGAGCUCUGUAUUUGUCGACGGCGAUAUCUCCUGUCCUCUCCCUAGAGUUUCGGAAGCUACAUUCGGCGGAUUCGAUUACCUCCUAUCCUUCCUUCGCUACGCCAGAAUAAUAUCCAGAGCUCUCACCUUUCUCUUUUGUGUUGGUGUUGCAAAUAAACCAACCUCAUAUCACCUCGAAACAACAGAGCAACUAAAGAAAGAGCUGGAGGAUUGGCGACUUUCACUGCCUGAUAAUGGCUUCCGGCCAGGUGGAACGAUCCGACCAGAAACUGUUCAGGGAUCCGUUGAGCGACAAGCGGCCACCUUUAUUCAAUACCUAUACGCCCAUAUGAACUUAAUAAUCAAUCGCAACACACUUCUUCACCUUGUCAAAUCCAACGAUCAAGCUUAUUCCAAAGAGCGUCAAGCUGCUACUUCUGACAUCCACAAAUCUUGCCGGUUGAUAGUGGAGCUGACGACACUAAUAGAGGUCGAGCCUCAUACGAAUAUCUGGAUUCUCGCAACUAUUCCCUUGGCCGCGCUUUUUGUGCUUUUCGAUAGCGUCGUUCAUAACCCACGACAGCCGGAAACUUACUCAAACCUCGCUUUGCUCGACAUGGCCGCCGGACACUUUAGCCGACUGGAAUAUUGCAGCAACGGCACACUCCCGGGGUCUCUCAUCUCCGAGUUUUCUCACGUCGCUCGCACUUAUGUCAACAGUAUCCAAAGCCGUGAUUCUGUACCUGCUGGAUCACAGAGGAACAGUGUAAAAGAUACCUCGCUGCUUCCAGGAAGCUCUUUGCAAGAAAAAGGUUCCAGCAACGGAGUCAGUCCAGAGAUUACCAGGACGCAGCCUCCGGCAGCUCAGGACUUGGUGAUGACGACCUCUGGGGAGCAGCUGAGAACAGUGGGAGAAGCAGGGUCUGAAUUUCCGGAGUCUUCGGAAUCUUUUGAACCUUUUGGGGGCAUGGACUAUACCAUAGAUGCCUUCGGGGGAAACAUAUCCGGGGAGCCCUCUUUGGGGACAAACGUCUUGGACCUCUUCAACAACUUUCUUCCCGACCUGGAUCCUAUGCUAUAUCAUGGGAUGCCGGAAUGGAUGGGUUUUAAUGGAAAUAGUGUCAUGGUUAUCGGUUAG
Messenger RNA from Clonostachys solani, 2094 nucleotides. Lineage: Eukaryota; Fungi; Ascomycota; Sordariomycetes; Hypocreales; Bionectriaceae. The record is from the annotation of a GenBank genome assembly.